AUGUCCCUUAUCGCUGUCAAUCGAUACGUUACGAACUUUGCGACCAAGAGCUUCUACGAAACGCGCACCUCUCACACGAACCUCUCACGCGACAUGGAUAUAAUUAAUGACUGCGUCAAGAGCUUAUCGGAAAUCCAUAAGAUACGACAUCUCGGGAAUCUGCCCGUCUGGCAAAAGGUGGAACGUUGGUUCUCACAGCCUUCAGGCCAUAAUCUGACUGCUAGAGAACUUGCCGCAGAAAUUGAAGUUGGGAGUCAUUUUUGCUUUAACCGCAUUGCGUUUAAAGACAUAGUUCAUGCCUCGCUUAGGUAUCCUGCACCUUCAGUAGAGUGGUUUCUACAACAACAUCGAGCACUCUACUCCCUUCUUAAAGAGUACCUAAGUGUUAACAAAAACAAAACUCCUCUAUAUAUAGAGGUGGAAGAGGACCUUCGAAGACAGAGUCUAUUUGCGCAUCGAGCCUUGGUCCAGUGUCUACUUGAGGUCGGAUACAGCGUAAAUCCCGUAUCUACAUCAACUAGUUUAAGUUUUAAAUAUAUCGCGGGACCUAUCCAACGCCUCUUUAAGGAUUACAAUUAG
This is a messenger RNA of Penicillium cinerascens, 579 nucleotides long. Its product is annotated as Guanine-nucleotide dissociation stimulator CDC25. The transcript is spliced from 4 exons. Lineage: Eukaryota; Fungi; Ascomycota; Eurotiomycetes; Eurotiales; Aspergillaceae. Bases 1 to 579 code for a protein of 192 amino acids. The record is from RefSeq and is a predicted model, not a curated record.